This is a messenger RNA of Plasmodium yoelii, 528 nucleotides long. Its product is annotated as early transcribed membrane protein. The record is from RefSeq and is a predicted model, not a curated record. The coding region runs from base 1 to 528 and encodes 175 amino acids. The transcript has a single exon. NCBI's taxonomy places the organism in Eukaryota, Apicomplexa, Aconoidasida, Haemosporida, Plasmodiidae.
AUGAAAUUAGCAAAAGCAUUAUAUUUUGUUGCCUUUUUAUUGGCCAUAAAAGUGUUAACCCCAGGAUCUAACAAUUAUGUUGAAGCUAAACCCGCAAAUACAAAAAAAGUAACAAAAAGUGCUGAUAAUGCAUUUAUUAAAAAAAUUAAAAAUAAAAAGGUUGCACUUAUAUCUACAAUAGCUGCAACAUUAGCAUUAGCAAUUGCUACUACAUUUGGUGUAAUGCACUUUCAAAAGAAACAAGAUGAUAAAAAAGAAAUAUUAGAAUCAGAUGGAAAGACACCCUUAAUCACUCCACGUUCAAACUCAGGAUCAGAUAAUAAAAAUACACCACCCGCACCAGAAACUAAUACAAAAUCAGCACCAGAAACUAAUACAAAAUCAGCACCAGAAACUAAUACAAAACCAACACUAGAAAUAAAUACAAAACCAGUACCAGAAAUAAAUACAAAACCAGUACCAGAAAUAAAUACAAAACCAACACUAUCUAGUGGUAAUUCAAGAGCUUAUCCACCAGCAUCACACUAA